Molecule: messenger RNA, 870 nt
Organism: Physella acuta
Lineage: Eukaryota; Metazoa; Mollusca; Gastropoda; Physidae
Product: FMRFamide receptor-like
Biological process (GO): G protein-coupled receptor signaling pathway
Cellular component (GO): plasma membrane
Molecular function (GO): G protein-coupled receptor activity
Source: RefSeq, a predicted model, not a curated record
AUGAACUUAAGCUUGCUGGCCUUGACCGUGUCUGACCUCUGCUCCCUGCUGCCCCUAUACUGGCUGGGGGUCAUGAGCGACCCCCACUUCCGGGGUCCGGCCGUGCUGUACGUGGGGCUGGAGGCGCAGUUCUUGACCGCCAGCUGGCCGCACACCAUCUUCGCCCGGCUGACCAGCUGGCUCACCGCCUACAUCAUGCUCGAGCGCUGCUUCUGCGUCGCCCUCCCGCUCAAGGUCAAGGUCGUCGUCACCCCGCGGAGGGUCAAGGCCGUCUUGAUUACGCUGUACGCGGUGGUCCUGGCCGGCGUGCUGCCUACCUACACCACCCACGGCCUGGCGUGGCGGUUCUACCCCGCCCAUAACCUCACUAUGCUGGGGCUGAGCCUGUCCGACUCCGCGCUCAGCGUCACGAGGGUCACCAACAUCAUCACCAACCCGCUCUCGGCCAUCAGCUCCUUCGCCGUCGUCCUCGCCUGCACCGUCAUCAUCGCCACGACGCUCAGCCGCAAGGCAAGAUGGCGGGAGAGCAACAGCGUCGCCACGGCAAAUGGCCAGUACCACAUCACCGGGAAAGCCAGGAAAGCAGUCAAAAUGGUCACCAUCCUCUCCGUGAUCUUCUUGAUAAGUGUCACGCCGUCCGUGAUCAGCGUGAUCCUCACGGACGUGAGCACGGACUUCAGCCUGACGGGAAAGUACCGGAACAUCUUCUACGUCGUCUACAGCAUCACAUUCAUCCUGGAGGCCGUCAACUCCUGUUCCAAUUUUUUCGUCUACUACACCAUGAACUCCAAGUUCAAAUCCAUGUUCCACCAACUUUUCGUUCCUAAAUGGAUGCAACAGUUUUACCCUUGUAGGAUGAAGGCUAUAUAA